GGAAGCCGCAGUCGGCUGCAGGUGCCUCCAGGUGUGGCUCAAACUCUGUUGGUUCAGACAUAAAGUCUCAGAUCUCCUGCGCUCUCUCAGCUUCCAAGCUCUUUAGGUUAACCAGGCCUCACUGUGACUCGGAGUCCGGCGACCUUUGACCUGGACAGUCUGUAACGUGCCCAGCUGUUAGCCCGCAACCAUGCCACCUCCAGGAGCCUGUCUGAACAUCAUGGAGGCCCGCCAGCGCCGGGAAGGCUUCGGCCACGCCUCCAGCCCCGGCCGGCUCUUCGGUCAGGACUUCCAGCAGCUGAAGGAGUUCUGUGUCAGCAGGCGGCUGAAGUUCAUCGACGACAUGUUCCCUCCUGACAGGAAGUCCAUCGGACAGGGAGUCCUGAGCCCCUCGGACCUGGCCCGGGUCGUCUGGCUCCGGCCAACGAAAAUUGCUCAGAACCCGUCCUUCGUCCUGGAAGGGUUCUCCAGGUUUGACUUUGGUCAAGGAGUUCUGGGAAACUGCUGGUUUCUGGCGUCGAUCGGCGCGCUGACGUUCCAGGAUCAAGUCCUCCAGCAGGUCAUCCCUCAGGAACAAAACUUUGAUGAGAACUACUGCGGCCUGUUUCAUUUCAGGUUCUGGAGAUUUGGGAAGUGGGUGGACGUUGUGAUUGAUGACAACCUGCCAACGAUCAACGGCAGCCUGAUCUUCGUUCACUCCAAGAAACAGAACGAGUUCUGGCCCGCCCUGCUGGAGAAAGCAUACGCCAAGGUGUGUGGCUCCUACACCGACAUGAAUGCUGGAACUCCUGCAGAGGCCUUGAUGGACUUCACUGGAGGCAUCCACAUGUGCAUCCAGCUGUCGGAUCCUCCUCCGGACCUGUGGAGGCUGAUGUCCAGAGCCGGGAACUAUGGCGCUCUGCUCAGCUGUAGCACGCCACAAGGGGAGUCAUCCUCGUUGACUUUGUCUCCCAACGGCCUCGUCGAGGGCCACGCCUACACCGUGACUGGAGUCAUCCAGAUGAUGAGCAGAGGAAAGCCGGUGAAGAUGCUGCGUCUGUGGAAUCCCUGGGGAAAAGGAGAGUGGAACGGAGACUGGAGCGACCGCUCGUCUCUGUGGCAAACCGUGAGCUCCCAAGAUCGAGAGAAAUGCCUUUCAGUGGCCGACGACGGAGAGUUUUGGAUGACGCUGGAGGACUUCUCCAAGUUCUUCACAGAUCUGGACAUCUGUGGUCUGAACCCGAACUUCCUGGACGAAGACUCGUCUUCCCAGUGGACGACCUCUGUGGCGGAGGGCCGCUGGGUGGCGGGAACAACGGCUGGAGGCUGCAUGAAUUACAAAGACAGCUUCUGGACCAAUCCGCAGUACCGAGUCAAGCUGUGUGGCGAGAAGGCUGAGAAAAACAUCCUGGUGUCUCUGAUGCAAAAAUCCGACAAGAGGAACCGACACCUGGUCCAGAACCUCCACAUCGGCUUCUCCAUAUUUGAGGUGAAAGAACAGCAUCGGGCACACAGGGGGAAAUUCACGGCCUCGUUCUUCAGCUCUCAACAACCCGUCGCCCAAACCAAGACCUUCAUGAACGCUCGGGAAGUGAUGGAGCUGCUGACGCUGAAGCCUGGAGAGUACAUGAUCGUCCCGUCCACCUUCCAUCCCAACGAGACGGCGUCCUUCCUCCUGACCAUCCUGUGCAAGACCGAGACCCGCUGCUAUGAGAACUCUGGUGAGCGUUCUCCAGAACCGGUUCCAGAGGUGAUGAAGGUGAAGAACAGACCGGAGGAUGAAAAUAAGAACGCUUUCUUCCGUCAACAUUCAGACAAGUAUGAAGAGAUGGACGCAGAGCAGCUCCAGAGAAUCCUAAACGAGAAACUUCUGAAAGGAGACCUGAAGUCCGGAGGGUUCAGCAUCGACGCCUGUCGGAGCAUGGUGGCUCUCAUGGACACGUCAGUAACUGGGAGACUGAACAGCAGCGAGUUCAUCCGACUGUGGAACAAAGUCGUCAUUUACAAGGACAUUUUCUUUCAAACUGAUGUUUCUCGGACUGGAACCCUGUCACUGACGGAGCUCAGGAACGCAGUCGUCGCUUCAGGGAUGAGAGUCUCUGACGACACUCUGAACCUGAUGGCCCUGCGCUACGGCGCCUCUUCUGGUCACAUGACACUGGAGAGCUUCAUUAGCCUCAUCCUGCGUCUGGACUGCAUGUUCAAGAUCUUCCGGCAGCUGUCUGAUGGGAAAACGAUGAGCCUGCAGGAGUCAGAGUGGAUCUACGUUUCCAUGUACACGUGAGUCUGCACGAGGACAGGCGCUCAGGAAGAAGAUCGGUUCCCUCUCACCCUAAACUGAUCUACCUUCAAUUAAUUUUAUGUGUAUUUUCUGUGGAAAACAUUUCAAGUUUACAACAUCAACUGAUUAAAUAAAAAACACAUUUCCAAUUUUACUGCAUG
Molecule: messenger RNA, 2421 nt
Organism: Gambusia affinis (western mosquitofish)
Lineage: Eukaryota; Metazoa; Chordata; Actinopteri; Cyprinodontiformes; Poeciliidae
Product: calpain-8-like
Exons: 22
Coding region: 191-2263 (690 amino acids)
Biological process (GO): proteolysis
Cellular component (GO): cytoplasm
Molecular function (GO): calcium-dependent cysteine-type endopeptidase activity
Source: RefSeq, a predicted model, not a curated record